UUGAUUGAUUGCCUGACUAACUUGGCGAGAGUGUAUUUUUGUUCGAUCAUCAUCAUCGUAUGAUCGAUUUAUAUUGUGUCUAUACAUAAAAGUUAAUGUGGCUGACGUUCGCUUUAGUUUAGUUUAGUUAGUUUAGUUUAGUUCAUAUACAUAAGUUGUUAAAUAAAAAAUAACAGAAACACUAUUGAAUUGAGUUCAAAAAUUUGCAAAAAAAAUUAUUGAAAAAAAGCAUAAAAAAGAAAAUUAAAUUCAAUUAAAAGUCUAACACGUUUUAGUAAUAAACGGAUAACCUCUGCUGUCAUCUCCACAAAAGAUAUACCCGACUCGCCGCUACCGUGAAUGAAAAUGGAUUAUUGAACUUUAAUAACGCCACUUCAGCCGUUCAACGCCUGGGCCAAUUCAUCGAUCUUAAUUUUCGGGAUUUCGCUUAUUCGCUUAGCAGAGCCGAACCUACUGAACAAAUAUGGCUAAAAAUGAGAGAAAACUUUCUUUGAUUAAAGUAUUUGUCGCGUUACUGGCUUUAAUAGUUUGCCAAAUGACAGCAGCGGCCAAUACGACUACGCCGACAGACCUUCCAUCGAAUAACAAAGACUUGUACAAGGCCGAUGAGAAUUUCGACUGUCCCGAAGAUUGUCAUUGCGUUUUGGCGCAUCACACACACCAACCGUUCCUACAUGCGAAAUGUUCGUCGUUAAAAGGUCUGAAGUCGGAAGAGCCUCUUAAGUCUACGCUACCUAUACAUUCCAUAGAUUUGUCUUAUCUGAAUUUAACAAGACUAUCACACGCUCUGGAGAAAUUGCAUGAUUUGACCUCAAUCAAUUUGUCGCACAACGAACUGCACGAGAUAGGACAUCUGGGAAGACGCAUUAAAAAACUCAAUCUCAAACAUAAUCGCUUCACCUCAGCCAAAUUGAGUAAACUGCCCGCUCAUGUACAAUCUUUAAAUUUACAACAUAACGAUAUCACUUACCUGCCAUUAGAGUUCACAAAAUUGUCGCAGCUCCAAUCUUUAGAAUUGAGUCACAAUCAAAUCAAUUGCUCUUGUGAAACGCUAGAAGUACGUAACUGGCUGCAAAGGCGGCAUGUAUAUAUGGAACAUCCUGUCACUUGUACAUAUCCGGCUAAUGCGAAUGGCAAACCCUGGCUGCAACUCAAACAGUCUGACAUUUGUGAGAAAGAGAAGCAUGGCUGGCAUGCUGAUGAUGAAGAAAAUGAAUUGAUGAUGGGCGACCAGCCAAUCGAGGAUCCAGGAAAUGAAGAAGGCAACGAGGAACUAGGUAAAGACUAUUUGCCCAUAGGUGCGGGAUCGGGGAAUGGUAAAAAAUUUGAUCAAUUGAAAAUGUCGGAUGCUGUUGAAGGUUCUGGAGAUUUAAGCGAAAUUAAUAUACAUUUACACACACCAAUACUUGGACAUAUGGAGACUAGUUCGGAAACGUUAGGAAAUCAUGUAACCCACGAACCCUUAUCGGCGAAUGAUGACGACGACGGUUCCGGUAGUGGUGAUGGUCUAUUGAUUAUACCGCAUUUGCAUCACCACAGUGUCGAUCCUGAUGAUUUUGACGACAAUGAUAUACCUGGGGAUAUAUUCGGCGAUGGAUUGGGCAUAUUUAAGACAUCAAAACCGCAAAGUACCACUGACGAACCCGUAAAGGAGGAUUCGAUAGUACCCGUAGAGCAGGAUAUCUUGGGCUCCGAUAAUGAACCCCGUGUGAAAGUGGUUACAGAUGGUCCUGAAAUAACUGAAAGUAUUGAAGACGCCAAUGCGGACAGUAUUAAACAUGCCAACGCUAUGGCUGAAAAUGGCGAGGACAGUAACGGCACUUACUUCCUGUUAGGGGUUGUCGUACUCAUUAUUGUAGGCCUUUUGGCUUAUGUGGCCUUGAAACGUUGCAAAAAACGUGGGCGAGGAGGCAACGAUGCCGAGAAUCCACAAACUGAACUUCUGGACAUGGACAAAAAACAACUAGGUAAACCAAUACGUAACGGAGUACCCGAACAUGUACCGUUAAUAGGAGAGAAAGCCAAAACUGACUUAAAUAAACCCAUGAACGGUGCUAACAAGAAACCUUAUGACGCAGGAGAUGUAAAAGACGGAUCAGCUCAACAAGAGCCGCUAUUAAAUGGCAACAAUUCACCGCAUUCUCCUAACAGUAUAAGCGGUACGCUGCCUGAGCAAAAGAAUACUACUGGUUCUAAUGAGCCGAGCUUACACGCUCCCAAUCACGAAUAUUAUCCGAUAUCGCCACGUUACCCGACACCGCAAUCGCCAAGAGCCUCCAAAUACGGUCAACAGCAACAAGUACAAGAGCCGAACAACAACGACCCAGAAAAGCCAUAUUUAUCCUCGUCACCGAAAUCAGGUCGUUACUCUCCCGUUUAUUCACCCGAAACGGGACGUGUUAAAAUAAAGCUUAGCGAAACGCCCCGACCUAAAACGCCCAUGCUAGUGACGCGUAGUCGAUCAAAUGCUGGUGAGAUUAUCACUACGCCAAUACGUGCGGCACAGCUGUUAAACACUGCCACAGCAACACCCCUGCAUACAGCUGCCACAAAUGGUCAUAUACGCGAUCAUCACUGAUUGUCAAGCAUUAGUAGUGAUUCUAUGCAAUUAUAAGAGAAAACGUAAUCAGAAUGAAACGUAAAAUGAAUGAAGGAAGGACGAAGAAACGAAAGAAAGAUGAAUUAAAGUAAAAUUUCUUGAGAAAGAAACGCUGUGAAUAAGGUGCUUUAAGCGAAGAACUAAAUACAUUUAAAAACUAAAAGGAUCAUAUAAGUAAUAAUAUAAAAACUAUAUGUCUGUGUGUGCGCGUGCUUUGAAAAUGUUCUCUACCUUUUCCUAAGAUUUAUUCAAGGCAAAAGAAAAAAGCUAACUGAAACCAGAUAAGAGAAAGGACACCAAUUGCUUAAGAUAUAGAUUAAAUAGUAAAAAAGAAAACAAAAAAAUAGAAAAAAAUAGUAUUUUGUUUAAAUUACUGAAGGCUUUGGAUUAGUUUUUGACAUAAGAAUUUAAAUUUAUUUAAAGUUCGUUUAAAUUUCUUAUAAGUAGUUUAGCUGAGACGGAAACCGAAAGUGUAAGCCUACCAUUGUCAUUCAUUUCAUUUCAUUGACAAUUCUUUACAUCGGCGCUUUACAGUGGUAGCAGAAAGAAAAGAUUUGCACUAAAGCUUUGCACUAAGUAGGUUUCGUCUUCUGUCCCUUCUUCAAAGUCAUAAUUAGUUUCUUUUCAAAAUGAAAAUUAUCAUCCAAAAAGGAAAUUUUAUUCAUACAUGUUCAGCUAACAUACAUACAUUGUGAUGCCUUAUAUUCUAAUAGAAACUAUUAAAAACAGUGUUUCUAAAAAGUAUUCGGACAAGCUUUGGAAUAAAUUCAUUCUUUCUCGGAAAAAAGUGUGAGUAGUUGUAAGAAGAAAUAUAUUCCCACUGGGUAUUGGGGUAACGGUAUUAAAGUCAAAAAGAAAAAAAAAUCGAAUUUUGGGUUUCUUAGUCUCCCAAAGCAUUGUUCACUCCUUAUUUAAUAAAAUUUCAUGAUUUAAAGUCUAGAAACAUUAUAUGUUCGCUAUCUUUCUGCUCUGCUCAAAAACUUUCGAAAUUUUUGCUCAUAUUUUGACAAAUUCAUUUUUUGAGUAUUCGAGAAAAAAAACUUAAUUAGUAAGCUUCCCAUUUCUUCAGAAACUGUCAAUCAAUUUCUAAAGAUAAUUAUGAAUACCUCUGCCAUAUUGUCGUACUAAGACAACAUCUGCUACUAAAAAUCUGCUGAAACUUCAGCUCUUGGGCCAAACAUAGCUGUAAAAGUAAGAUUGCUUUAAGGUUCGAUAUAAAAUUUGAUCCACAUAAUCGCACUGAAGCUUCAGUUCUCAGGCUAAGAUUAUGUAUAUAUACACAAUCAGCUUUGUAGACAAUGUCUUCCGUGUUGAAGAAAGUAAAAAGCUCUCUUUUAUCGAUAGAUGAUGACACAGUUUAGUUUUCGUUCAACUCUGAAUUCGUUCAAUCGCUAGAAUAGAAGAAGACUUGAAUACCAUUGCUCUAAGAAUAAUUGAAAACCUAAUCCAUAAACCUGCUUGAGAUCUCAGAAGAAGUCUAUGCGAUAAUUAAAUUUUUCCUAAAACCUCUUUGUGAUAAAGAUUCUUCGCUGUUUAUAGACGAUGGUAGAGUUUAAUUUUCAAUCAACUGCUGAAUAGAGGUAGAUUAGAAUACCACUAAGUGCACUAAGAUUAUUUGAGGUUAGAUAUGAAGCUUCAGUUCUUUUCUGCAGUUAACCUGGGCUUUAGUACAUGAAGUAAAGUUUCUUUGCGGCAAAGUCGUUCGUACUGAAAAAAGCACAGAAACUCUUGGAUGGAUGAGGUUAGAGUUUAGUAUUCAUUUAAGCGCUGAAUAGAGUAAGACUAGAACAUGGUUAAUUAAACCUAUAACCUACAGAUCGUUUGAUUCUCAAAGCCUUUACUCGCAUUUCCUGUUUCCGAUAGUCGGACUUUCAACACAAUCUUACUAAACUACUUAUAAAAAUCUCUUUCAUUUUUCGAUAUUUAUUUCUUGAAUGAACGAAUACUUUUGCGAAACACUGUUAUUUAAAAAUAAAAUUCUUAUUAAGAUUUUAAGCUUAAGUAUCUUAGUUAUAUAAAUAUAUAUAGAUAUAUAUAUAUAUAUAUAUAUAUAUGUUUAUAUAUAAAGAUAAAAAAUAACCUAAAUAAAAAAGUUCACUUACUCAUGGCUAACUAAACUCAGAGCGAAGAUGAGCGCUGUUAUGCAAACGACCAAAAUGGAAAACAAAACAUUGAAAAAAAAAAAACGAAAAUGUGCCAAUUAGUUGUGCCUUAACAAUUAUACAACAAUUGUUAAUUUGUUAAACAUAUUUUAACCGGAAAAAUGAAAAAAAAAAAAUUAAAAGAAAUUUAUGUAUAUUGCACUUGGAUUAGACAGACAUUUUAUACAGAGGUUUACAUAGAAUGAUUUUUUUUUUUUUCUUUUUGGGAAAUUUUUGAAAUUAUUAGAGGAAGAAAUUAUUUUUUUACGCACAAUUC
Molecule: messenger RNA, 5017 nt
Organism: Glossina fuscipes
Lineage: Eukaryota; Metazoa; Arthropoda; Insecta; Diptera; Glossinidae
Gene: wdp
Product: protein windpipe
Exons: 4
Coding region: 464-2578 (704 amino acids)
Molecular function (GO): protein binding
Source: RefSeq, a predicted model, not a curated record